CGUAACGCGGAACACUGACGUUUGUUGAUUUUUCGGUUUACACGGACCGCUGUUAUUUUUAACUGGAGUAUUUAUUUAUGAUUUCAGCCAUGUUUGUCAGGCAAUGAAAGUGCCGUUUAUGCCACUGCGCUUUAAAGACAUCGAAGAGCGGAGCUCGAGCGGCGCUUCAUCAGGAUCUCAGUGUGUGGUCAGCUGUGUCUGCGGCGAUGGCUAUCCUGUUUGCGGUGGUGGCUCGAGGGUCCACGGUCCUGGCUAAACACGCCUGCUUCUCCGGAAACUUCCUGGAGGUGACGGAACAGAUCCUGGCCAAAAUCCCCUCGGAGAACAACAAGCUGACGUAUUCCCACGGCAGCUAUCUGUUCCACUACAUCUGCCACGAGAGGAUCGUGUACCUGUGCAUCACCGAUGACGAGUUUGAGCGCUCGCGUGCGUUCGGGUUCCUGAACGAGGUGAAGAAGCGCUUCCAGACCACCUACGGCUCGCGAGCUCAGACCGCGCUGCCCUACGCCAUGAACAGCGAGUUCUCCAGCACGCUGGCUGCGCAGAUGAAACAUCACUCGGAUCCCAAAGGCUCAGACAGACUGACAGAAACACAGAUGCACGUAGACGACCUGAAAGGCAUUAUGGUCCGGAACAUCGAUCUCGUCGCUCAGAGAGGAGAGAGACUCGAGCUGCUCAUCGAUAAAACAGAGAACCUGAUGGAUUCUUCCGUCACCUUUAAAACAACGAGCCGUAAUCUGGCCCACGCCAUGUGUAUGAAGAACCUGAAGUUAACCAUCAUUGUCGUAGUAAUCGUGCUGGUGGUGCUGUAUUUUAUCGUGACGGCCGCGUGUGGAGGACUCAGCUGGCCGAACUGUCGGAAGCAGUAGAAAUCCCCUGAUUGUCCCUCAGUAUGUGAGAGCACUCGUUCUGCCCAGCUCCGCUCCGCUGACUAGAGACUCACAGCACAGCACUGAACUCCCGCUGUGUUACUGUGCUGCUCCAAACAGUACUUCAGCAUCAUCGCCUUUCCAUGUUGAUCGUUAUCGUAUAUGUUUGAUUCUUUGGGUUCUUUUCACAAUGUUGUAAUGCAGUUCAACUACAUGAAGCAUUUAAAGGAGUAGUUCACCAAGAAAUGAAAAUUCUGUCAUUGUUUUUUCUGUAGUACACCAGAUGUUAAUUCAUACUGCUCAGUUCCAUUCCAUGAAAAUAAAAGGGGAUUCAUUCUGUUCAGUUUUAGAAAGUGCCAUAAAAGUAUCAUAAAAGUUGUCCGUAUGACUUGUGCUGUAUUCAGUGUUUUCUUAAGUUGCGUAAUAGCUUUAUGCGAGGAACGAAAUUGAAGCCAUUAUUGACAGAAAAUCUUCCCCUUCAUUAUUGUAGAGCUUAAUUCUCAUUUGCUGUUGCAUUUUGCAGAUGCUGCACAUUACAUGCGGGACACCUCCAAAUGCAAUUUUUAAUGCAUAUUAUUAUUAAAGUACAAAUAUAUAGUUAUUUGAGAAAUUUAAGCACUUGAAUAGUGAAUUUCAGCUGGGUUUGUUUCUUCCAUAAAGCUAUUGUACGACUUGGCGAGUGUGUGUGUGUGUGUGUGUGUGAUGGACUACUUUUAUGAUACACCGGUUUUAUGACCUAUUUUAUUGCAUGGCAAAAGCAGUGUAAAUCAUCCACUAACCGCAUCUUUUUAGUGUGUUUCAUGGAGGAAAGUAAAGCAGGACUGGAACGACAUGACUUUUCUAGGUUUGGGUGAACUACUCAAGCCAGCGGUUACUAAUCUUCAUUACUUACAGCAGAAGAGCUUAAAGAGCAAUGAUGAAAUAGAAAUUGAUGAGUUUUAAGAGUAAUGACCUGACACUUGUGUUUGCUCUGUUUUAAUUAGGUUUGCUUACAACAGUCAUGAUAUGUAUGUAAUCAUUUACAUUUAUAGUUAGCGUACAGAGGGGAACUCUAUAGUUCCUUGAUCUUACUAAAUGUAUUUUCUACAGUAUGAACUAAUUUCAGUCACCAAGAUUGUUUGUGAUUGAUUGAUUGAUUGAUUAUUGCGUAGCAUAUUGAAGUAGUUUGCGCUGUGUGAACAAUAGAGUUAAUUGAAUUCAAAAACUGCAUGUUUUUGGGUGAAUCUAGUCAAUGUUUCAGCCCAAAUUGUGCGUAAAGAAAAUGAAGCUGGAUCAUUAUGAGGCCUGUUAUUUUACAUUGACAUAUUCAGCACAUUUUCCUAAAAUUAUCACAUGAAAAAGAAAGAAUGAAUCAUGUGUAAGCUUCUAAUUCUCACACGAAAUACAACAGAUACACAGAAUAGUAAACAACCAUGUAUAGAAAACAGAAUAUAGAGCUACAUCCAAGUAUAGAGUGUGAUGUGCAGGAGUGGAGCGAGUAUGUACAGGCAGUGUGAAUACAUUUGAAUUUACAUAUUGUAUUUAAGAUUAAAGUGCUGUGAAAAAGUUUGUACACACCAUAAAAAGUGGGUUUGUUCCCCAGCAUAUUGAGACAUACAAAAGACACUUGGAAUGUACAUUUUGUAAUGAUGUGUACAGCUUAAAUAAACAAAAAUGCCUAUA
This is a messenger RNA of Onychostoma macrolepis, 2531 nucleotides long. It is a transcript of the gene vamp7, whose product is annotated as synaptobrevin-like 1. Bases 207 to 869 code for a protein of 220 amino acids. Gene Ontology annotation, cellular component: membrane; SNARE complex. The record is from RefSeq and is a predicted model, not a curated record. Gene Ontology annotation, biological process: vesicle fusion; exocytosis. The transcript has 8 exons. Gene Ontology annotation, molecular function: SNARE binding; SNAP receptor activity. Lineage: Eukaryota; Metazoa; Chordata; Actinopteri; Cypriniformes; Cyprinidae.